This is a messenger RNA of Aspergillus terreus NIH2624, 843 nucleotides long. Its product is annotated as lysoplasmalogenase. Gene Ontology annotation, cellular component: membrane. The record is from RefSeq and is a predicted model, not a curated record. Bases 1 to 843 code for a protein of 280 amino acids. The transcript has 2 exons. NCBI's taxonomy places the organism in Eukaryota, Fungi, Ascomycota, Eurotiomycetes, Eurotiales, Aspergillaceae.
AUGUCGACAACCAUCUCAAUGCCUCCCGGGCCAGGGACUUAUCUGCUCAUAGUCUCUCUCCCUUUACUGGUGAUUUCAGAAUUCCGGUCCACAUCCUACGUUGGAAUAUGUCUCUUCAAGAUGCUCUCCUCCGUGGCCUUCCUCAGCGGCCCCCUUCUCCAAGCAUCGACAAAUGACUCUCCCUACUGUCGUCUCAUUACCGCCGGUCUACUGUUCUCCUUAGUCGGGGACUUCUUCCUCCUCCCUUCUCGGGGCGACUUCUCCACCCGGGAUUCCACCAAAGAAAGAAAAAUUUCAGCAUCCUUCCAGCUUGGCGUCGUCGCCUUUGCAGCCGCUCACAUCGCCUAUGUUUUCGCCUUCCUUAGUGAUAGCAGAGAAACCUCCCGCGAGCUCUUGGCAACCACCUUCGUCGCCACAAUGGUGCUUGCCAAAUGGCUCGGGGUCGUAUACCCGCCGUCCCAUUCCUCGGCUACCAGCAACGUGCUUGAUCUCGCGGUUGCGCCUGAUAUGAGACCGCUUGUCUUUGUGUAUGCGCUCAUCAUCAGCUCCAUGUUUGCGGUCGCGGUUUCCACACUCCCGUCAUCGCUUUCGACUGUCUUGCCGUACCAGCGGAGUGUAGGCGCUGCCAUGUUCGUUGCGAGUGAUUUGUUCGUCGCGAAAGAUGCAUUCGGACGGUCAUCUGCUCCCGAUCAACGUGGUUGGUUCCGUAUCGCGGUUGGUUAUGGCCUUUACUUUUGGGGGCAGAUGGUGAUUGCGGGGACAGGAUCCAUUGGUUCCAACAAGUGCAAUGGCAAGGCUGCUUGCGGUCUGUACUGUGGUCCACUCCCUUGUCUGUCUACAUGA